UCGAUAGUUACGAAUUUGCAUUUUGCUCUGCGCUUGAGUUGGUCGUAAAGGCUUCGAGAACAGUCAUUAUUUACACAAAGGCGAGAACUGGGGGUGUUAUGUUUCGGUUUGGAUAGACCACUUCACUAAAUGCCAUCUGAAAUCAUCGGAUAAUCAGAGAUUUGAAAAAGAGUCAACCUUGUAGGAUUGUAUAGCAAAUUGCAGGUUGUCUCAAAGAAGUCUCAAAGAAAGGUCUCAAGACGCUCAGUUUGUGGCAGCCAAGAAGUGGUCCGUCUCUUACAUCUGCCGGAGGUAUUCCGCAUAGCAGAAUAACAAGUUCAUCACUGAAUGUUGAUAAAAAAAUGAGCCUAUACAGGAACGAGCGGAUGUAUACCGAACCUCCAAAGACAUAUGACAUCACGAAGACCAACUACCAUGGAUACAACGACGACUACUGGAGGAAGAGGAGCGAAGGUUACUCGCAAUCAUAUAGCUGGACCGACAAGAACGAAGAAAACCCCUUCUCGCCCCUCACGGAGAAAUCCUCCCCUCUAGACAAGUAUGCGUAUGACCCAGUUGAGACCAGGACGAAAUACUUCGGGGACUCAGGAUUCAAUAACAACAUGUACAAAUAUGGAGAAUUCGGCUCGAAGGACCAAGGAGCAAGGACGUACACUCUACAGGAGGAACCAAUGGACGGAGAUGACUACACCCGAGGGAAACUGUACGGAAACAUGUCAUAUGACCGGAAAUAUGAAAGAGGCUACGAGAAUGUAAAUGAACCAGACCGGUAUGAUGCGGAUCUCGAGACACGAUACAGCGUGAAUCCUGAAGAUGAUGUUAUAUUUAUUGCCAAUAGAGAGGACAGCCCAGACGACGGGGUACCCAUAAACGAGGGCGUCGGGGCCUACAAGAAUAGUGGACCUGGCGGGAGUGUCCCGGAUGGUGCCUUUAGGGACUACAGGGUUAUGAAUGGGGGCUUGUACAACGUACAUGAUGCAAAGGAACCGGAAGAAACCAGCGAAUACAUGAAUGGGCUUCACAACGGCAGAAUCGAUGAUUGUGAGGACGAAAUCACCGAGCAGAAGGAAGAAAGGAAUGAAGUAUACGCGAAUCCAGAACUAAUUGAGAGCCUCUUGGAAACCGAGCCUAAAGUGUCGUACCGACACAAGCUAGGGUAUACCAAGUUUGUUAGCGUUAUCCCUGAAGAGAAUAGAUAUGUUAGCGCGGUGAACUACCUUCCAGAGCGCAUCGAGCUGCGGCUUUGCGGUGCUCGGUAUAGCCCCAAGAAGUGUUACUCCAUCCCUGACCUCUACAACAUCGUCCUGAAGCCUCUACCCAGAGUUGAGGAGAAUGUCAACGUACAGACACAGAGCCUCGAUUAUGCGUUCGAUGAUAAGGAAGGAAUCUUGCGUUACCGACCGCCCAAGCACGACCACCUAAAGGAGAUGUACGUCACGCAAUAUACUCACAAUUUCGACUCCGAAGAGCCUAAGUCGCACAUCGCCGGCUGGAAAGUCGAUGUCGAGCCGAAUGGAAUCCCACACGAAAGGUCCCGGAUGUGUGUAAUGAAAAGCCCUGUUGUGUCCAAAUCCCGGUCGCGGCCUAAGAGGCCAAAAAGCGCACCUCCAAAGCUUUACCAGUUUGACUUCGACGAUGAAGAUGUUCGCCCGACCCAACGCGUCGACGUCGCCGAGAGCCUGUCCUCCUUCCCGAGAGGUGGCGAUGACGACGCCUCAUCGAUUGGGUACGCUCCGAGCGACGACACUUCCGACUCAUCGGCGGCGUAUUUCGGCUCGUUUCCUCGCCAUCACGAGGCAAAGUUCGGCUACAGUAGGCCGAAGCUGAUCCGACUGUCUGGCGACUUUCCAGGAAUUCGAAAUCUUGAGAAAAUGCGUCGGAAGAAGCAGAGCAUGGGAUCUACCUCUUCUGGAGCUGGAAUCGAUUCAACUUCGUCUUUCCGAUCAGGGUCUCGAUCGUUGUCGUCGCUUCCAGAGUCGAGAUCUCUGACAUCGUUGCCGCGAACUACGACCGAAGGGGAUUAUGGGUUUUCGUUCGCGUUGACGUCGCCCACUGGUGGUGAGCAGGAGAGAGGGGGGAAUGAGUACGAGUCUUACGACCCUUUCGAUGACGAAGAGAUGCUUUGAGAACGGCCUCUUUUAUCGAACAAUAUUUGAACACUCGGGAGAAUACGUAAUGAACACGUGAUAAGCACGUGAUGCACAACAUAGGGAAAUUCAUACGUGUAAAUGGUUACGAAAACAACAUUCCAUAGGGAGAGUACCUCCUCUUUUCUCCUUUGAACAGGGAGAAAAGUAAAGGAGAGUUAGCGUAGAGAUUUUCUUUCUUAAAUGGUGUCACAAGUUUAGAUGUCAAAUAAUACGUUGAUCAGCUUAACGUCCCUGCACGGGAAAUUAUUUGGGAUAACUUAUUCGGCAAAAGACCAAAGAGAAAUCAGUAGAUAGAACAUAACAACAUUCAUAGAAAACAUUGAAGCCUCCCAAAGAAUUCUGUAGAUAAAAAAUAUCAUUGCAGAAUUCAUUGGGGUGCAGUGGUACACACUUCUUUAUGGCUCGUUUCAUUUGCAAAGACAGAACACAUGAAUGCGAGUGUCCUCUGUGGCAAAUUCGGUUUCGUUAGAAUAGAGUGGUUUUCAUUAACCCGUAAAACAAGUGAUAGUCAAAGUGUGAUAGUCAGGAAAACACACAAGGAAACAAUGGAAUCAGAUCGCCAUAGAGUGUGCUAACGAGUUGAUGAAAGUCACUUUAUUUUCGUGGACAAACUAUCAGACUUACGCUUUCCUCCAAGGUUUUUAACAGCUUGAAACGAUAAAAUAUCUAUAAAAGAGUAUUGAGCGGGUGGUUGAAUAGCCCUACGAAAGCCAGGAGAGGAUAUUUUGCGGGAGUUACCUAGCUCGUGCUUAUAGACGCUCAGUGAAUGGCCGAUAGGGAGAUAAUAGUUGGCUAGCAGCUGCUAGGUAAUCUGUGAAUGGACAAGAUCAAAGAAUAGUUGACUAACUUUUGGGACAUAAGAGACAUGAGUUUUACCAUUUUACUUAAGAAAGGGGAUAUCUAUCCAAUCCCCCCCUCCCAGGCAUGUACCCGACCCUGUACUGCCAGGAGCCCAGGUUCUGCCAGGCGUCCAGUUAACUAAAGUUAACUAGCUCGACCAAGCGGUCAGUGAAAGCUGAAGUGCAACUUGUACUACUUUAUGUACAACUUAUAUGUACAAAUUAUGGUGGUUUAAUUUAUUAAGUAUUAAGUAUUAAAUUCCGGCCCAUUCGUUCGUUAACACUUGUAUGACAUGCUGUACACGUAGGUUAGACAUUAAUUGAAAUAAAGGGGACGUCUAUUGACGUA
Nematostella vectensis (starlet sea anemone) is the source of this 3338-nucleotide messenger RNA. RefSeq lists its product as uncharacterized. NCBI's taxonomy places the organism in Eukaryota, Metazoa, Cnidaria, Anthozoa, Actiniaria, Edwardsiidae. The coding region runs from base 342 to 2126 and encodes 594 amino acids. The record is from RefSeq and is a predicted model, not a curated record. The transcript is spliced from 4 exons.